CACCUUCGCGAUUAGCUCUUUUCUUAUUCACAUAGUUGUAAUUUUUUUUUAAAAAAAAUUAAAUUUUCGAUCCGAGUUUCAGACGCUGCACCUCACAGGAACUGCAGAAAUCUAGGGUUUUCCCCCUUAAAUCUGUGAAUGUAAAAAGACAAGAAUUAGGCAUGAUUUUUUCCGAUCUUCACUUAUCAGCUCUUGUUCUGUAGAUUUUAGCGUUUCUGCUCCUUCGAUUUUUCCCAGAAUCGCUUGGAUUAGUAACCCUUUUCUUGAAUCCAAUAGGGGUUGUGGUUCGCGUUACAGUCUUUGGAUCGAUCGAGUGUCUAUUAGGGUUCAUCUUCGUCUUCUCUGUUGUUAAAUAAGAGCGAUGGAGAAGAAAAAGGUCGCUGUUCCGCUAGUGUGCCAUGGACAUUCGAGGCCUGUCGUGGAUUUGUUCUACAGUCCAGUGACUCCAGAUGGUUUCUUCCUCAUCAGUGCAAGCAAGGAUUCCCACCCUAUGUUGAGAAACGGAGAAACCGGCGAUUGGAUUGGUACAUUCGAAGGACAUAAAGGUGCAGUGUGGAGUUCUUGUCUGGAUACCAAUGCCUUACGGGCUGCAUCUGCAUCGGCAGAUUUUUCAGCGAAACUUUGGGACGCAUUGACGGGGGAUGAACUGCAUUCUUUCGAGCACAAGCAUAUAGUCCGAGCAUGCUCCUUCUCGGAGGAUACACACCUACUGGUCACAGGAGGACUCGAGAAAAUUCUCCGCGUAUUUGAUCUGAAUCGCUUAGAUGCACCUCCUAGAGAGGUCGAUAAAUCUCCUGGAUCUAUCAGAACCGUUACAUGGCUUCACAGUGAUCAAACAAUAUUAAGUUCUUGUACCGAUAUCGGUGGUGUGAGGUUGUGGGAUGUAAGGAGUGGAAAGAUUGUCCAAACACUAGAAACCGAGUCGUCCGUCACAAGUGCUGAAGUUAGCCAAGAUGGUCGGUAUAUUACAACUGCUGAUGGGUCCACUGUUAAAUUCUGGGAUGCGAACCAUUUCGGACUCGUGAAGAGCUACAACAUGCCCUGCACUGUCGAGUCCGCAUCAUUGGAACCGAAAUUCGGUAACAAAUUCGUUGCUGGCGGAGAAGAUAUGUGGGUCAGAGUGUUUGAUUUCCAUAGUGGCGAGGAGAUUGGUUGCAACAAGGGUCACCAUGGUCCGGUGCAUUGCGUGAGGUUUUCGCCUACGGGUGAGUCCUAUGCCUCGGGAUCCGAGGAUGGCACGAUCAGGAUCUGGCAGACAGCUCCUUCGAAUCCCGAGGACAACAAAACAAGCACCGGGAGAGCGAAACAAACCGUCGAAGAAGUUGCCCGUAAGAUCGAAGGCUUUCAUAUGAACAAGGAAGGGAAACCCUCGGAGAAACCAUCUUAAACCUCUUAGAAAACGGACAGUGUUUGGCCUAACAUAUUUGCUCUGUCUUGUUUUGUUUCCAGACUGCUUGGGGGAAUACAGAAACAAAGAUCUCUCUCUCUCUCUCUCUCUCUCUCUCUCUCUCUCUCUCUGUGUGUGUUUGUGUAGGUGUUAUUUUGUAUCUUUUAGUUAUAAAGAGGCUUUUUCAUAAUUAAUACAUCUUGGGGGCCGGAUUUGUGAUU
Molecule: messenger RNA, 1608 nt
Organism: Tarenaya hassleriana
Lineage: Eukaryota; Viridiplantae; Streptophyta; Magnoliopsida; Brassicales; Cleomaceae
Product: serine-threonine kinase receptor-associated protein-like
Exons: 7
Coding region: 362-1387 (341 amino acids)
Biological process (GO): spliceosomal snRNP assembly
Cellular component (GO): SMN complex
Molecular function (GO): protein binding; RNA binding
Source: RefSeq, a predicted model, not a curated record